Stegodyphus dumicola is the source of this 4272-nucleotide messenger RNA. RefSeq names its product Isoleucyl-tRNA synthetase, mitochondrial (gene IleRS-m). NCBI's taxonomy places the organism in Eukaryota, Metazoa, Arthropoda, Arachnida, Araneae, Eresidae. Gene Ontology annotation, molecular function: tRNA binding; aminoacyl-tRNA deacylase activity; ATP binding. Gene Ontology annotation, cellular component: mitochondrion. The record is from RefSeq and is a predicted model, not a curated record. Gene Ontology annotation, biological process: mitochondrial translation; isoleucyl-tRNA aminoacylation.
CCCAGGUUUAUAUGGACCCAGGUUUUUGGUUCUUACCAUUCUUUUCAACUGCUGUGUUUGGUUCCACGUACAUGGAUUUUGAACUUGCUAUUUUGCUGUGGGUACCAUCAUUUGAGUACGUUUGAGGUACUUAAAGAUAUUACUGUUAGACAUAAAUUACUAAAAGGUUAUGAAGUCAACUUUGUGCCUGGUUGGGAUUGUCAUGGCCUGCCAAUUGAAUUGAAAGUGCUAAAAGAAAGUGAUUCAGCAUCAUUAAUGAAUAAUGCAUUAACAAUUCGAAAAAAAGCAUUGACAUUUUCUCAGAAAACAAAGCAAAAUCAGUUAUCAUCUUUUAAAGAUUGGGGUAUUCUAGCUGACUGGAGCAAUAAUUAUUUCACAUGUAGUCCCAAUUACAUAGUUCAGCAGUUGAAUGUGUUUCAUGAUCUACAUGAUAAAGGAAUCAUCUUUCAAGAUUAUAAACCUGUAUAUUGGUCACCUUACAAUAGGACAUCAUUAGCUGAAGCAGAAUUAGAAUAUAAUCCAAAUCAUGUUAGUCCAUCUGUUUACAUGAAAUUUUCAGUCACCAAAUGUCCUGAUGUUUUAAAACAAAAAUUAGCUCUAAACUCUAGCUUAUUUGCAAUAAUUUGGACUACAACACCAUGGACUAUUCCAGCAAACCAACUAGUCUGCUAUUGUGCUGAUAAAAUAUACAGUCUGGUCAAAUGCACAAGACGAAAUGAAUUUUAUUUAAUGGCACAAGAAAUGAUACCUUCUGUAUCCAGCUCACUAAUGACUGAAUUACAGAUUAUAGAGACAUUUGAAGGAACUUUAUUGAAAGAUAUGAAGUACCUUCAUCCUAUGUCAAAAGAUCAGGAAUGUCCUUUUGUUCCUGCCCAUCAUGUUACAAUGACUAAGGGAACUGGCUUAGUGCAUUCAGCUCCUAAUCAUGGACUAGAUGAUUUUAUUGUAGCCAAGAAACAACACUUGCCUAUCAAUAGAUGUCUUGUAGAUGAAAAUGGUUGUUACACAGAUGGUGCUGGAGAAAUGUUGAAAGGAAAAGCUGUACUUUAUGAUGGGUCAAAAGCUGUGUUAGAUCUCUUGAAUGAAGACAUUCUUCAUUUAGAGCAGUACACUCAUAGUUAUCCAUAUGACUGGCGUAGUAAAACACCAGUAAUAAUUCGUAGUAGUCACCAGUGGUUUAUUGAUGUUCAUCAGAUUCGAGAUAAAGCAAUGGAACAUUUGCAGAAAGUAAAUGUUAUACCUGAUCAACUGAAAAAUCUGUUUCUUAGCCAACUGAGUAAUUCGCCACAGUGGUGUAUAUCUCGUCAAAGGGUUUGGGGUGUACCAAUUCCUGUAUUUUAUGCUGAAGACAAAAGUCAUCCUAUUAUUCACAGAGCUAUAACUGAUCAUCUGUGCUCUCUUAUUCAAAAGCAAGGGAUCCAUUGCUGGUGGGAGUUAGAUUUGGAUCAGUUAUUACCUCAUCAUUUAAGAAUAAAAUGUAAUUUACAAGACCAGAAAUACAGAAAAUGCUCAGAUAUAAUGGAUAUUUGGUUCGAUAGUGGAAUAAGUUGGAAAUCUGUUCUUCCAGAGCCACAGAUUUCUGAUGUUUGCAUUGAAGGUCUGGAUCAAAUUCGUGGGUGGUUUAAUUCUUCCCUUUUAACUAGUAUUGCAUUGAGAGAAAAAGCACCGUAUAAAACAAUUGUCCUUCAUGGCUUCACAACUGAUGCUGAUGGUCGUAAAAUGUCAAAAUCAGAAGGAAAUGUGAUAUCUCCUGCUGACAUAAUUUCUGGCUCUAAGGAUAGAAAAUUCCCUGCAUUUGGAGUUGAUGUUUUACGUUGGUGGAUUGCUUCUCAUGCUUGUCAGCAUGAUAAUAUUGCUGUAAAAAUUAAAAUAAUAGAAGAAUGUGCUGAGAAUUUGAAUAAAAUACGUAAUACUUUCAAAUUUCUCUUGGGAUGUCUUGAUCGCUUUGAUAAUAAACAGCAUAGUAUUCAUCCUAGAAAGAUGCGAUUUUUAGAUUUAUACAUGCUACACCAGUUGCAGAAUUUUUAUGAAAAGGUAAUGGAUGAAUACAAUACCAUACAGUAUAAAAGUGUAUCUAAAGAUAUUUUAAACUUUGUAACUAAUGAAGUGUCUUCAUUGUACUGUCAGAUAAUAAAAGACAGACUGUAUUGUGAAGCUGAAACUUCAACUGAUCGAUACUCUUGCCAAACUGUAUUAUACUUUUUAUUAAAUACAUUACUUCAAUGCAUAGGACCAAUAAAUCCUCAUUUAGCUCAAGAAGUAGUUUUUCAUCAUCCAGAUCCAAACUUUGUCAAGAAAAAUGCAUUUAGUUGCCAGUGGCCAGUACUGAAAGCUUUUUUAGGAAAUACCUCACUUCCAAGAUGUAUUACUACAGCAAAUCAAAUUAGAGAAACAGUUUUAAAAUCAGGAAUUAAGACUAUUAAUAAGAAAGCUGUCAUCAUAGGUGGUAAUAAAACUGUAGAUUGUAUAAAGGAUAUGAGCAAGAAUUUUGAAGAUAAUACAGAAUUAAUAGAAUUAUUUCAAGUUGCUGAAAUAUCAUUUGAUCAGUUACCUGAACAUUUACUUAAAGAAGCUGUUACUAUAAAUGGAAGAAUAGAAGAAGCAGAUUUAGUGGAAUCAGAACCAUUUUCCGUAAUAUUAAUAGACAGCAAGUUGGAAAAGUGUUCUAGGUGUCGUCGAUAUUCAUCCAAAGAUCCAUCUUUACUUUGUAACCGAUGUGAAAAUGUAGUUAAUGAAAAUGUAUCUGUUUCAUAAAACAUAUAAUUUAUUACUAUAAAGCAGAGUUUGCAUUUAUAAUUUGCACUUUUAUACAAUGAUCGUAAAUACUAUUCAGAUAUGUUUUUAAGAAUCAAUACCAGCUAUUCCAAAAUAAGUGUUAGGUAGAAGAAAAAGUCUCUGGACUGUUGAUGCCAUACAUUUACAGCAAGAACACACAGUGUAUAAGUUGACCAUAGAUAUGCCACACAUGUGCCCUAAUUUAUAAUGUCUACAUCACUUUCCUUGUUUACAGGAAUCUUUUGAAGAAUUAUAUGGAACGCCUCUUGUUACAUUUACCAUGGUAGAGAAAUAUUCGCUUCAGAAUUUGCAUCAAAUUUUGCAAAGUACUUGGGCAGAAAGUGUAUGUCAAAGAAUGUAUGAGCCACACAUCAUUUUAUAAGAGAUUCGGUUAUUUCAAAAAUUGUUGAGAAAAAGAGAAAGUUUUUAAAUCAUCCUUUAUGAGUUAUCUGAAGAAUUCAACAUUACUUAAAGUUUCAGUCCAUUCUUAUUAAAGAUUGGGUUGAAAGUCAUGUCUACAAAGGUUGCGCCAAAAGUGCUUUUGGACAACCAAAAAUAAAACUUGGGUUUUUUGCUGGGCAAGAUUACUGAUUUGUGAGUAUGUGGCCCUGAAACCAAAGCUCAGACUUCACAAUGGAAGAUCCCGAUCUCUCUAACACUCAAGAAAGUAUAAAUGCUUCAAAAGCAAUUUAAAGCUAUUUAACUAUCUCCCCCCCCCAUGUCAAGGGAAUGAAUAUUCUUUACUUGGCCAAACAGUAACCAAUAAGUGCUAAUGUAAGUUGCUGUGGUGCUUUAGGGAUGCUUUCCACUGGAAAGUUUAGAACUGUCUGCAAUUUUUUCCUUUUUCUCAAAAUCAAGUUUCACCUUAGAUGUUGGAUCAAAUCCAAGAGAAUGAGAUGACGCAGUCACUUGCAACCUCAGAAAAAGAGUUCCAGCAAUGAAAACAAAAUUGGUGGUCUCAGGUAAUUAUUUUGAGGUUUGAAAUAUAAGCCCUCUAAUUUAAAGGAGAUUAAAUGCGUGAUCUGAAAGUGAUGUAGUUUUUCUUAAUAGCUUCAGUCCCAAUACGUUUUUAUAAUAUCUGAUAAUGUCUAUAGUUGGUUGAAAUGGUAUUUGAAAACUAUGAAGUUAUACUUAUUUACUAAUUAAAAAAAUAUAUGAAGUUGAGUAGUAAAUCGCAAACUUUGGAUCUCAAAACUAUUGAAGCAUUUAAACCUCUGUGUCAUCCUCGUACAAUAAAUUACUAUGGCAGCAUUUAUCGAUUCAAGAUGUGUAAAUGAACUAAUUUCAAAACUUUUUUGGAAAAGCCGAACAUCUGUAAGAAGCAUGAAACAAUGCAAAUAUAGUACUAAAAAAAAUGCAUUUUAGAUAAAGUCAGUUUUUGAAACACACUUUUAGAACAACAGCAUAACUUCUGAUGGAGCUAAAAUACUGACAAUUUUACUACGUGAAAUUUUGAAUUAUAUAAGCAAAUAAACACUAUCUGUAAACUCUACUAAA